Messenger RNA from Vigna unguiculata (cowpea), 942 nucleotides. RefSeq names its product ferredoxin, root R-B1-like. Gene Ontology annotation, cellular component: plastid. Gene Ontology annotation, molecular function: electron transfer activity; 2 iron, 2 sulfur cluster binding. The record is from RefSeq and is a predicted model, not a curated record. Lineage: Eukaryota; Viridiplantae; Streptophyta; Magnoliopsida; Fabales; Fabaceae. Gene Ontology annotation, biological process: electron transport chain.
CAAUGAACUUAGGCCUUUUGCAAAGGUCACAUGAAACAUAGGCCACAAGUGGUCUUACCUUCCUGCGCCGACUUCAGAUCUCUGACUCACCGAGCCAUCAAAGGGUCACUUUCCCCAUACCCACCCCCAAGCCACCGAUUUUUUUGUCCAUUCCACUGUCCUUAAAUAUAAAACUCUCUUUCUACCCUCAUUUUCGUUCCCACUUCUUCAAAGUCACAAUCUUUGUCAUCUCUUCGCCGUAUAAACAUGUCGGUUGUGAACAUGUCCACCAUGACACUUCCAAGAGCUUCCUUGUCUGGAGGAUCUGUCCCUGCUAGGAAAUCUUGUGCUCUUUUUAAGAGUCCAUCAUCUUUUAGUUCUGUGAAGAAUGUGUCUAAAGUAUUUGGAUUGAAAUCAUCAUCCUUUAGAGUGUCAGCAAUGGCAGUAUACAAAGUGAAACUGAUUGGACCAAACGGUGAAGAGAAUGAAUUUGAAGCCCCUGAUGACAGUUACAUUCUGGAUUCAGCUGAAGAGGCUGGAUUGGAACUACCAUACUCAUGCAGAGCUGGAGCAUGCUCUACUUGUGCUGGAAGACUGGAUUCAGGUGCUGUGGAUCAGUCAGAUCAAUCUUUUCUUGAAGAACAGCAGAUAGAGAAAGGUUACCUUCUCACAUGUGUCUCAUACCCGACAUCAGAUUGUGUGAUUUACACCCACAAGGAGGAAGAUCUCUGCUAAACGAUGAUGUAGUGUCUUUUGUUUAUCUCUUAAUAAGGUUAUGGUCGGUAGAUUUAUUGUGAAACUUCAUUGGUGAGCAAUUUUAGUUGUUCUAAUUUGAUGUAGAACUUUAAUCCUUUAGUAUGCAGCCAUUGGAUUGGUUAAGCCAAUAAUAAGGCCUUGUUUUAUCUAUAUUUUCAAACUUUACUUCAAAAUAUGAGUUAUAAAAUUAAGAAGUUACUUUGGUUA